This is a messenger RNA of Pomacea canaliculata, 4886 nucleotides long. Its product is annotated as sterol O-acyltransferase 1-like. Gene Ontology annotation, biological process: cholesterol metabolic process. Lineage: Eukaryota; Metazoa; Mollusca; Gastropoda; Architaenioglossa; Ampullariidae. Bases 97 to 1737 code for a protein of 546 amino acids. Gene Ontology annotation, cellular component: endoplasmic reticulum membrane. The record is from RefSeq and is a predicted model, not a curated record. The transcript is spliced from 16 exons.
CUUCUAGGAACCCUAUAGUUUUUCCCGAGUUCGGGCAGUGUAAAUUGCAGACGACGCAGAAUCGAGGGCAAGAUCACGUGAUUAGGCAAUAACACCAUGGCGGACACAAUCGAGGGCCACGCAGUCGGCAAUGGUGAUCUACAUAAUAAAGUCGAAAAUGUUGGAAUGAAAAGUACGAAGGAUGAACAAGUACAUGAAAUUAACCUUCAGAGAAUUCGAGACAAGGCUCAGCAACUUCGUGAUGAUCUUCUUCGGCAGCUGAAUGCGCAGCUUGAUGAGCUGUUUGAUAAUUUUAUCAGUGAAGUUGAACAGAUAGAGCAGGCUUCCCUUCUUGGAAAUGGUGACCUCAAGACUCUCAAGUGUAAGAGGAGCACCAGGAAAGAGCUUGAGAAAGACUUUAAACAUAAAAAAAGGAAAAAUGGAGAACUUCCUGACAAGAUAUUUGUACAGAGGCGAUCUGUACUCACAGAGCUGCUGGAAACAACUCACAUUCAGACAAUCUACCACAUUUUUGUGGCAAUACUUAUUGUGUUCAGUCUCAACACAUUAGUCUACGACUGGGUGGAGAAGGGAACGUUAAAUCUUAACUUUGAUCUGAUUGUCUGGGCAUUUGGAAAACUGCCAAAAGUGAUGUCGUCGUGGGUAUGUAUGCAGCUGAGCACCCUGCUCAUUGUGUACCCAGCUUUCUACUAUUGGUCUACACAUAGGAGGCCAGGCCCAACCGGUGUGUAUGACAUUGUAUGGCUAUUUGUGGCCAUUGCUUACCAGAUAGCUUUCCUGACUAUUCCUAUCCUUCACCUGGUUGAGAACAACAUGCCUCCAGCUUCAUCAGUCAUUGUUACCUGUGAACAGGUGCGCUUUAUAAUGAAAACACAUGCAUUCAUACGGGAAAAUGUCAGCAGAGUUAUUUAUUGUAAAAAGGAUGAUAAUGAUGAGGAAAAUGGAUGCCCUGACUUUUCAAAAUAUCUUUAUUUUCUCUUUGCUCCAACCUUGAUCUACCGAGACAACUAUCCCAGGACAAAGACCAUAAAGUGGCAAUAUGUUGUGAGCAACUUUGCACAAGUGCUGGCCUGCUUGUUCUACACUUACUACAUUUUUGAGCGUUUCUGUGUGCCAGUUUUCCAGAAUUUCAACCGGGAAAGUGUCACUCCCAGAGCUUUGUUGCUUUCUGUAUUUGGGUCAAUGAUGCCUGCUACACUUGUUCUUUUUAUUGGUUUCUUUGCCAUUCUCCAUUCUUGGCUGAAUGCUUUUGCGGAAAUGUUGAGGUUUGGUGACCGGCUUUUCUACAAGGAUUGGUGGAAUUCAACAACUUUCUCAAAUUACUACCGCACCUGGAAUGUUGUGGUACAUGAUUGGUUGUACACAUAUGUAUACAAAGAUGUGUACAAGCUGAUGGGGUCCAAAAACAGGGCUGGGCCAAUGGCGAUGGUGUUUCUUAUCUCAGCCAUGUUUCAUGAGUACAUCCUCAUGGUGACAUUCCGCUUCUUCUAUCCAGUUCUCUUCUUCAUGUUUGCAGGCGCUGGAUUUGGUUUCAUCUUCCUGACAGAAAAAGUCUCCAGUCGCAGUUGGAAUGUCUUUAUGUGGGUCAUGCUCUUUACUGGCAAUGGUAUGUUAAUGUGCUUGUACAGCAUGGAGUGGUAUGCUCGACGCAGUUGUCCAGUCAUUACGGAUAGCUUCUUUGAUUACCUUAUCCCUCGUUCGUGGAUGUGUGACUUCGCUGGAAUCAAGUUGAACUGAAACUCCAUCUUCCCAUGCCAUACAGAUAUUUUUUGGUAGUGAAACUCAACACUGUUAGAAGGUCAUGUCAUCAUUAGCAAUCUGUUUUGUUGAGUAGCAUGAUUUUGGUCGAUUUUUCCUGACCACAGUGCUGCUCGAAUAAUUUCUGUCGACUGUCCUUCAGGGAUUCUGUAAUGGGAAACAUAAAGGAAGUGGUUUUAUGACUGUCAUUGUGUGUACAUUGUUAUAGGGUGAUGCGUGCAAGCCUCUUAGUUCAUAGCAAAGAGCAGCAGCUGAAUGUUAGAUGUGUACCUGUUGAAGGUAUAUGCUUGCUUGACUAUAUAUUACUAAAAACUCGACAUUGUGGUCAUAUUUUAUAGCCAGACUGUAUUCUGUCACCUUGUUUUCACAUCCCUAUGUUGUGGAUGUGUGAUAUCUCGCUUUUGUGCCACAUCCAUUCUUGACAUUCCAGGAGCAGCCUUUAUUCUAGUCUGACCAUGGCAGGACAAAAUAAAGAGCUGAUUUAAGGUCCAGUUUUGUUUGUCAUCUAGCCUUGCAAGAAAAACAACUCUAAAGAUGAAAGGCUUUGUCAUUUGGGACUUUGUAUAGUCUUAGGAGCAGUAAUUAGACUUUUCAUUAUUUGCACAUGUACUUGAAGGGAUCAGUUUGUAGUGAACUGGUAGUGCCUGGUCAAUUUUGAGAAUUGUGACUAUGUUUAGAAAUGAGAAAGGUUUUACAAAGAUCUUUUAUAAUAUUCCCCCCCCCCCAAUGUUUGAUUGCAGUAGUAAGGUGUUUGUUAACAUCAGGAUGUUUGGUCUUUUUUUUUUGGGUGGCUGAAAAUAUGGCAAAAGCAUUUUUGUUUCUAUAUUUUUAUAUGUUGCCAGUUUGGGUUAUAAACAUUUUUAUUUUUAUAUCUGCUUACAGCAUGUUUUGAAAAUAUGUUGUCUUUGAUGACUAGUUUGAUAUAUUGAUACUGGGUGGUACACUGUUUUUGUAUAAGACUGGUUUGUAUAGAGAUUAUUUUGUAAGAAAUCAUUAACCUGCACACAUGCCUAUUCUUGUUCAACUUAUUGGCUUUAUAUGCCAGGGAAAGCAAAAUGUGGAAUUUAAACACAUUUUUGUAAUGUCAGCUACAGUUUAUGCAUCAUGAUAUUUACAUAUAAAUUAUGUACUUUGCACUGCCAAAGUUUGAAGUGAUAACUGGGUAGGAAGAUGAAAAAGGACUGCGACGUGGACAGCCGCAGCUCAUGCUGCUGUCAGUGGGAUGAGUAGUGGUGGUUUGUGUCUUGAUAAAAGAAAGCAGUAGUAUUCUUGUGCACAUAUUCAUAUUGAGAAAUGCUUGAAGCAUCUUGCUAUCUGCUUGCACAAGUUUGAUGCUUGUCUACACAGUUGUCAAAAAUUGAUCUCCCCUUUAUUUCAAUCUUUCAGCACAAAUACCAAAUAUAAAAGGUUUUGCAGACAGAUCACCUGUCGCCUAUCUGUGAGCUUUAUUUUUAUUUCCCUUUUGUUUGAAUGGUUUUUUUUCAUUCACAUACAUUACACACACAUAACACACAUAUCUGCCAUGCUUCAUGCAGUGGCUGCUCUUUCUUUGUCUGUCUUACAUGUUGUCACUAAUUUCAUGUCAUUAGUUAUGUGACCUUGCUAACAAUCUGCUGACAUGGGAAGCCAAAAACUGAUGGCACAAUAACGCCAGUUUCUUUAUUUACAAGUGCAAUCCUUUAUCCAUGCUCAUAUUGUUGCAUUAUAUUUUGCAAUAAAUUUUUUUUAAAUGUUUACUUUCAUAAACUGAAGACCGGUCCAUUUUUCCUUUCCUUGGUGGUUUUUUUUUUUUUGGUGUAAAAAUUACAUUUUUCAUUUGAAAUUCUGUUUGAUGUGAAUCUAUUAUCUUUGCACAGAUGAUUAAGCCUAGGUUUUAUUAAGAUAGAGAGGAGCACAUAUUGUUCAUAAUCACCUAACAGUCGGCAAGAAACGCAUAUUUGCUACCUAUUAAUGAUCAUUUGACUUCAAGAUGUUUUUCGUUUUCUAACAGAAGCAGAGUAACCAAAAUGGCAUUAUUCCAGAAUGAAAGGAUUGUCUAACAUGUCAAAACACAUGCACCUAUGUUUCUAGAUAUACAUAUGCUCAAACUGAAGCUUAAAUGAUAGUUAUGUAAGUGAUAUUUUGAAAGGUUGGAAUGCAAGAAAAGGAGUGUUGUUUAAUUUGAUAGUGUUGUCAGGCAGCCUAAAUAAGAAGCACAUCACAAUUCUCCCUUCUCACUUACUGAGGGUUAGAUGGAGGGGGGACUGUCGUUUUGGCAUCCACCCCUUCAGCAAUACAGACCAUGUCACUGGAGAUGAUAGUCUCAGUUAUAAAAGCAGCAAUGCCUGGGUUGUGUAGGGAUUUUAUGAAGAUCCUUGCUAUAUUAUUGGAUUCAUGAAAGGUUUCCAGAUUUGGAUAUGAGAAUGUUUGCUACACACAGCAAAGUAAAAAACACUGCUUAUAAAAAAGUGUGCAAUUCAGAAAAGAUUUCUUGAAAUACAGGACUUAAGAGAUUCCAUCCUGUCAAGUACAAUAAAGUACUUAAUGUGCAUUAGAGAGGUGAAUCUGGGUCUUCAUUGUCAGCGUUAUGCACAAUUUGUCACAAACUGUUAACCAAUGAGAUGCAAUUCGUUUAUUGUUUCUUUUUCAAUAUGUGAUGCUUGAAUGUGGUUUAAAUGUUACUAAUCAUGAAUAGUAUUGCAUUCAUUUAGUUUCAUUUUUCUCUCAGCUGAAAUGGAUGUACUGCCAUUAUAGUUUCUGGUCAUUGAUGUUUUGGAUAUAUUACCAUUAAAACAAUUCAGUGAUGCCUAUUAAAUGCAGUCUUUCAGCCUGUAGCACAAGGCAGACAUGAAGAAAGUUUUUAAUUUUGUAGUUUCAAUAAUUCUUUGAAAAAAUGGAAAUGUUUAACUUCUUCAUAUUGGAGUCACAUUUUUGUAAACCUUUUUUGUAAAUAUUCUAGCAGAUGAUCUAUUUAUAAACAUGCGAUCUUUUAUUCAUAAAAAGACUUAAAUGAUGACCACCAUCAUACAUCCUGGUGCUUUAUAGGUGUUGUACAUAACAAGGUCAUUCACAAAGGAAAACAAAUGUGGGAUCAGUAUGUAAUUUUUUUUUUACUUGGAUACAACUAUAAAUCCAGUAACUAAAACACU